UUUUACUUAAUAUUUGAACACUCUUUGUAGUGGCUUGCCAAGAAAGUAAAAUUACUUAAAAAUAUAUAAUUAUGUAUAAAAGUCUUAACAGAAAUAUCUAAAGGUUUUGUGUGGUUAACGUUUUUAACAGUAGGGCUUCUGUCGCUGUAUGUUUGGCACGGUCUCUUUAGCUGUAGCUCAGUCUAAUUAGCCGCCAAUCAGUGCCAAUAGCAGUUUCCUCUUUAUUCCGGAGCACAGUGCGGUCUAACGUCCCACACUCAAUAUGUCCGCCGGGAAGGUCCACAUUUGCUCAGUAGGAAUGCGGUAGGCGGGGCUGCUAGGCUAGUGUCAAACUUUGGGAAUGACAGGAGUGCUGCAGGAUUCUCAAAGAAGGGGAAGUGUCGCCCUUGUUGGUCCUGUUUGGAUUACUUUGACUUCUUCUUGCGCACAGUCUUUGGAUUCACCACCUUUCUACAGAUAGUACGGCCUCAGCAGACUCCUCAGCCAUGUCGGAGGACCUGAGCUCCCAACCCUGGUCCAUCAACAAAGAUGAUUAUGAGCUACACGAGGUGAUUGGGAGUGGGGCCACAGCAGUGGUUCAAGCAGCCUACUGUAUACCACGCAAGGAGAAGGUGGCCAUCAAACGCAUCAACCUAGAGAAGUGCCAGACUAGUAUGGAUGAACUCCUGAAAGAGAUUCAGGCCAUGAGCCAGUGCCACCACCCGAACAUUGUGUCUUACUACACCUCAUUCGUGGUAAAGGAUGAGCUGUGGCUGGUCAUGAAGCUGCUCAGUGGUGGCUCCGUGCUGGACGUGAUCAAGCAUAUCAUCUCGCGAGGCGAACACAAGACAGGCGUCCUGGACGAGCCCAGCAUAGCCACCGUGUUGAAAGAUGUGCUUGAGGGCCUGGAGUACCUGCACAAGAACGGACAGAUCCACAGAGAUCUUAAGGCUGGAAACAUUCUCCUGGGGGAUGAUGGCUCAGUGCAAAUUGCAGACUUUGGCGUCAGUGCCUUUCUAGCCACAGGCGGUGACAUCACUCGAAAUAAAGUGCGUAAGACGUUUGUGGGAACGCCAUGCUGGAUGGCCCCAGAGGUCAUGGAGCAGGUGAGGGGUUAUGAUUUCAAAGCAGAUAUUUGGAGUUUUGGGAUCACAGCCAUUGAGCUUGCCACGGGGGCUGCACCUUAUCACAAAUACCCACCAAUGAAGGUCUUGAUGCUGACGCUGCAGAAUGACCCCCCAGGCCUGGAGACCGCCAUCACAGACAAGGAGAUGGUAAAGAAAUAUGGCAAAUCCUUCCGAAAGAUGAUCUCCCUGUGUCUACAGAAGGACCCAGAGAAAAGGCCAACAUCCUCAGAGUUGUUGAAGCAUAAAUUCUUUCAGAAAGCAAAGACCCAUGAGUAUUUACAUGAGAAGUUACUCCAGAGGGCGCCCACAAUAACAGAGAGGUCGAAAAGGGUACGUCGAGUGCCAGGGUCCAGUGGUCGGCUGCAUAAAACGGAGGAUGGCGAAUGGGAAUGGAGUGAUGAUGAGCUGGAUGAAGAAAGCGAAGAGGGCAAAGCAGCUGUUGCUGCCUUAAGGUCACCAAGAGUGAAGGAGGGAUCACAGAAUUCAGAGGUUUUUCAGACUCUUGAGCCUUUAAGUAGUCAACUCCAGCCAGUGGCCGCAGGUCAGGCAGAACUACCUCAGGCUGCAGGCCAAGUUCCACUGCAGCCCACACCAGUCAACACUCAAUCCACUGCCCAGGCUGCAUCUCCCACACCAGGUGUACCUGCUGCUGCUGCUGUUCCCACACAGGCUGUAGCUGCCAUAGGGGAUGAUUUCAAGGCUCCCAUUAGUUUGGUAUUAAGGUUAAGAAAUUCAAAGAAGGAGCUAAAUGACAUCCGCUUUGAAUUCAUGCCAGGCAGAGACACAGCAGAUGGUGUGUCCCAGGAGCUCGUGUCAGCAGGCCUGGUGGACGGGAGGGACUUAGUAAUAGUUGCUGCAAAUUUGCAGAAAAUAGUUGAUGAGCCUCAAGCCAAUAAAAAUGUCACUUUCAAACUGGCUUCUGGAAUAGAGGGAUCUGAAAUACCAGAUGACGUCAAAUUGAUGGGCUUUGCUCAGCUCAGCAUUAAUUAAACUGUUGUUCUACCUGGGACCGUGACUUGCCUAAAAAAUGUGAAAAUAAAAAAAAUAGUUUAAUGCAUUUUUUCUUUCUAUGGCUGUAAAGAAACCAACUACUGCCAAAGAAAACAGUACCGUUUUGUCACCCAUAGGAUUAUACAACGCUGCCUCCUUGAAUUGGGUGGUCGGCUGAAGUAUUAGAGCGUACAGUAUAAGAAUCACUCAAAAAAGUUUACAGCGUAUAUGUAGAAUGAUGCAACUAUCCUACAACAAACAGUUUUUAUUUACCAUUCUGGUCUCCCCCAUCCUGUUAUUUUAUUCUCUCUAAUAUGUGAUGCAUUUGCACAAUCUGAACUAAUGCCCUUGAAUCCUGAUAAGUGUAACAAUGCCUUAUAUUCAUUAGAACUACUGAAUGCACGUUUUGGGGAAAGUCCCCAUUUACCAUAUGGAGCAUUAUGUUGUCUGAAGUGUACAAAUGUGGUUUCGUUUGCUCAUGUCAAACUUUUUACUUAAUUUUGAGAGGAGGUAAGAUGCAGCUUACUAAGCCAACUAGAAUUUCAAUUUUAGACACACUUCUGUAGUCAACCUGAAACAUUUUCUCACCGACAAGUGAGAAUGUGGCACAACAAAUGUAACGUGACAUUACUUUUUCAGAAGGAUGUGAACACUCCCAACAGUAACAAUCUUUAAAGGAUAAUGCUAGUUUUAUUCUGUAUUUUUCUUAUCAUCAACAAAUGCCAUGAAAAGACCAAAAUGCAACAAUGUGUUAGUCCAUCUCUCAAUACUAUCUGACUCCCUUGCACUGUUUGUAGCACUCAGCCUCAGGCCCAUUCGUUCCAAUGGAAGGUGCAAAUCUUCAAAAAUGGGUCACAAAUAUAUUGUUGUUGUUUUUUUUGUUUUGUUUUUUUAAAGGCGACGUAAUUUCCUGAAACAGCUGGAUACUGUGUUUUUUAUCAAAUGUUACUCAAAUAGAAUUAAACAGUUCAUUCAUUGGGGACUAUUUUCACCUGCGGAUUAAUACACAUUUGGUGCUCUAGUGAGUAUUUACAGCAGCAGGAGAUUGACUUAAAAUAAACUACAGAGCCAAUGUUUAUCAUAAUGAAGGAACAUGUCACCCAGUGCAACAGUGUGGCUUAGUGAUGCAUUUUUAAUAGUUUUUGGGCAAUAAUGGAGCUCUAUGGCACAGAGGAAUAAGAUAUAUCAGACUUUGUGUAUACAGAUAAUACUUAUUAGUAGAAUCGGUUCAUUGUUGGUUUUGGUCUUUAUAUGGGACUUGUUGACAAUAAGAAAAAUAAUAAAUAUUGCCAGUCUUAUCCUUUUUAUCAAGUAUUGAUACAACCAGAAUUCUUAGAAAGAAAAGUCCUGAAAAAAGAGAAAAGUGUGAGAAAAUUUAAUUAAGCUGCUUUUAAAUUAUAACACAUAUAUAGAUACAUAGAUUAUCCAGUACUUCAGUUAAUGUAAACUUCAACAAAUGUACCUAAUGAUAUAACUUAAAUGAUUAGAGAAAAGGAGUGCAAGAUGUUAACUUUUGUCUUCAUUUUUACCGUUACGUUACUAAUUUUGUAGUGCUGGUCUAAACUCAAAAUUGAUGAAUGAAAUCAGAAAGUUGACAAAGAAAACAAUAUUUGCCUCCGCUCAUUUUAUACACGACACUGGCCUGAGGUCUUUUGUAAAUUUGACUAUACAUUGAAAUUAUAGUAAAGUAAAAAGUUUACAACAGCUGAAACCACAAGUGUUGUAUGAGCAGAUUUGUCUGUCUGUUGGUGUCUGUUUGGAAUCAGUGUCUCAAAUUCUUCAACAACAACAAAAAAAAGAUGUAAGUGCAUUUUUGUUUAUGUGGAUGAAACAUGAGUACUUGAUUUAACCUCUAGUAUGUACAUAAUGACAUUUGGCUUUGAUUUGUUUUUAUACUGGGUGUUUCACUCUUGGCCUUUUUUCUGUCCUAUGACACGAUUGUGGGUUGCAGCGCUGCGUGAAGGUAGACUACGACACUGCAAAUUUGGCUUUGAAUUAUCCCGAUUUGCAGGACAUACAGUCACUUACUGUAUGUCGUGUAUGAUGCUCAUUUAUCUUUACUAAAUUUUCAGCUUUUCACUUUUUGCCUUUGAAAAUUUUGAAUAUAUUUAACCGUGGAGCCACAGCUGUCCCGAUGCACUGCUUAAUGCCUGUCCACCUUAAAUUUCCCCAAAUUUUGAGCCGGGUAACAGCAAACUGUUGUCUCCAACUCUUAAUAAUAACCGAGUGGAGGCUGUUUACAAUACUCAUUUAAGCCACAUCUGAAGUCAUGUAGCUUAUUUAUGGCUUGUUAAUCAUCAGCUAAAAUGAGGAUUUUACGUCCUACAGUUUUGAAAAAGCUCAGCUAUGAUUGUAGACAUUUUUGAACGAUCAGAAAUGGGUUUUAGAUUUGGAUGAAAACGGCUGUUAUCAGUACAUCCUUUCAACCACUCUCUGGAUGUUUUUGUGCAUUAAUGACAUGGUUUGAUAAUUAAUGUGCAUCUCGCAGUUAUUGACACUGACGGCAGUGGAAGAUUCAUUUAACACUCUAAUCUGAAACGGCAGCAAGGUUUUACUGUUUAAUUUGGUGAUGUAAUAAUGUCAUAACCCUCCAGAUGCCAUAUUGAAUGAAAAUGAAUUAAUUUCUUCCUUGCAGAUAAAAUGUUAAGGGGAAAUCUUUGUAUUUUGACUUGUUAAAUUUUAUGCUAGCCUUAAAUUGAAAAUGACCAAGUGUAUUUUUUUUUGUCAUAACAUCAAGGUUUUGAUUCAGAUUUUCAGUGUCUUUGAAAUGUAGUUCUUGUUACACGUGAAAGUACCUGAAAUAAAGAUAUACAGGUGUGUCGACCCUGUGUACUCCUCAGAGGGGAGCGACAAAGUCAGCAACCCAAUGUUACUCUUAAGUUUCUAAACUGCAGUAUUUGGUGCCAUUCUCCUGGUUUAGUCUGCAGCUGACGACAGACAAGGACAGGAUAGGUGUGUAUGAGCCCUGAGGGACUUGUGUGUGUGUGUGUGUGUGUGUGUGUGUGUGUGUGUGUGUGUGUUCGUUACAUAGAUUGAGCCCUACUUCUAACAGAGUUGAUGAUCUAAUGGCUUUGUUCUCAUCCUUUCUCCAACAGUCCCUUAUGUCCUGCUUACAUGUACUCUAACAAAGCUGUAGCAACUGAACAGAUGACCGGCAAAAAAACACUUUUGUCCAGGCAAUAACUCAUCAAGGCUGUAAUAUAUUUGAAUUUUCCACCUGUUUUCAGUUUUUUCAUUCUUUCAUUUGCUCUAUUUUUUGAUUGUUUUGGAGUUCAAAGCAUGUCUCUCUUGAUUAUUUUUAAUCAAUAAAGAAUGAGCAUAUCAGCCA
Molecule: messenger RNA, 5424 nt
Organism: Siniperca chuatsi (mandarin fish)
Lineage: Eukaryota; Metazoa; Chordata; Actinopteri; Centrarchiformes; Sinipercidae
Gene: oxsr1b
Product: oxidative stress responsive kinase 1b
Exons: 18
Coding region: 486-2096 (536 amino acids)
Biological process (GO): protein phosphorylation
Molecular function (GO): protein serine/threonine kinase activity; ATP binding
Source: RefSeq, a predicted model, not a curated record